This is a messenger RNA of Brassica oleracea var. oleracea, 1732 nucleotides long. Its product is annotated as UDP-arabinose 4-epimerase 1. NCBI's taxonomy places the organism in Eukaryota, Viridiplantae, Streptophyta, Magnoliopsida, Brassicales, Brassicaceae. The record is from RefSeq and is a predicted model, not a curated record. Gene Ontology annotation, molecular function: UDP-glucose 4-epimerase activity. The transcript has 10 exons. Gene Ontology annotation, cellular component: cytosol. The coding region runs from base 218 to 1477 and encodes 419 amino acids. Gene Ontology annotation, biological process: beta-D-galactose catabolic process via UDP-galactose, Leloir pathway.
AAUAGCAGCAUCUUAAAACCGAGGAAUUUCCGCCUACUCUCUCCAUAUCGCCAUCACCGGAAACGCGCCGACUUGGCCGCCCGACUCUCUCUCUCUCUCUUUCCUCAUCAGGAAAAACCUGUUUCUGUGGACACACGUGAGCUGCCAAUUAAUGCCCGUUCUUGUUUUCUUCUCCAAGGUGUAUUAGGGAGUAGGGGAGCUGAAGUGAAUCAGAAAAAUGUUCAAUUUUACUCGAGCAAGAAGCCAAGCGAGGCAAAACAGAUCUCUCUCUCUUGGAGGACUGGAUUACGCAGACCCCAAGAAGAAAAACAAUUACCUUGGAAAGUUUCUUUUGACCGCUUCUCUCACAGCCUUGUGCAUUUUCAUGCUUAAGCAAUCUCCAACCUUCAAUACUCCCAGUGUGUUUUCUAUACAUGAGCCAGGGGUUACACAUGUUCUAGUCACUGGUGGUGCUGGGUAUAUUGGUUCCCAUGCAGCUCUUAGGCUUCUUAAGGAAUCCUACCGAGUCACCAUUGUGGACAAUCUAUCACGUGGGAACCUCGGUGCAGUCAAGGUUUUGCAAGAAUUGUUUCCGGAACCCGGAAGGCUUCAGUUUAUUUAUGCUGAUCUUGGAGAUGCAAAGGCUGUCAACAAGAUAUUCUCUGAGAACGCCUUUGACGCUGUGAUGCAUUUCGCUGCUGUUGCAUACGUUGGGGAAAGCACACAGUUCCCUCUUAAGUAUUAUCACAAUAUUACAUCGAACACUUUGGUGGUAUUAGAGACAAUGGCUGCUCAUGGAGUAAAGACUUUGAUAUAUUCAAGCACAUGUGCAACGUAUGGGGAGCCUGAUACUAUGCCAAUUACAGAGGAGACUCCUCAGGUGCCAAUUAAUCCAUAUGGUAAGGCUAAGAAGAUGGCAGAAGACAUCAUUUUGGAUUUCUCGAAAAACUCAAACAUGGCGGUUAUGAUCCUAAGAUAUUUCAAUGUGAUUGGGUCUGAUCCAGAGGGUAGAUUGGGUGAAGCACCAAGGCCUGAGCUGCGAGAGCAUGGAAGAAUCUCCGGUGCUUGCUUUGAUGCUGCACGUGGUAUCAUGCCUGGUCUCCAGAUCAAAGGAACAGACUACAAAACCUCCGAUGGAACUUGCGUACGGGAUUACAUUGAUGUUACUGACUUGGUUGAUGCUCAUGUUAAAGCUCUCCAAAAAGCAAAACCCCGCAAAGUUGGAAUCUACAAUGUUGGUACCGGGAAAGGUAGCUCGGUGAAAGAGUUUGUUGAGGCGUGCAAGAAAGCCACUGGUGUCGAGAUCAAGAUCGAUUACUUGCCUAGACGCCCAGGUGAUUACGCUGAGGUUUAUAGUGACCCUAGCAAGAUCAGGAAAGAACUUAACUGGACGGCUAAGCACACUAAUCUCAAGGAGAGUCUUGAGACUGCUUGGAGAUGGCAGAAGCUGCACCGUAAUGGCUAUGGCUCAACCUCCUCAUCUGUCUCGGUUUACUAACUUUCUUCAUUCCCUUGCUGACGAAUGGAGAUUUUGAUGGUACUGAGAGGCGUUAGGAGUGUGAUGGUCUAUAUGUUAAAAAUAUAAAAUAAGAUAUUAUAAAAGAGAUUUUGAUUGAUUAGUGUCACGCUGAUAUUCAUUUUGUAAUGGCUUUAGGUUCUGGUAGGAAGCAGCCAUUCAUUAUAUUUAUGUACUACCUUUCUCAUAAUGCUUAUCUAUUUAUUAGUCUUCAUAAUAUAUUAGCUUUUCAUUUUA